GUUGCCGUUCCGCCGGAAGGCAGGUGGGCUGCGUGCUCAGGAUCGCGGAGGAAUUGUGUGUCGCUAUCAGGACUCGUCGUACUGUUUCAAUCUUCAGCACAAAUCGCCAUGCCUGCAAAGAAACUGCCUCCCUAUCACCCUUCUCAGCCUGAGCCGGACAUUGCUCCAUUCGACAUUUCGACCGCUGUAGAUGCAGAGCACGACAAGCCCGCUGGUGACGAUGAACUUCUGCCCAAAAUACCCAAGGAUGCCAACGACAAGACUGUAGUAUUUCCGCCUCUUAUCUUGGGAUGCUCCACAUUUGGCUACGGGAUAUAUGCCGACGACGAUAAUGUCCGGUCGUCUAUGCCAUUACGGGUUGUGCGAUUGGCUUUGCGCAGCGGUAUGAACGCCUUUGACACUGCACCAUGGUACCAUCCAUCAGAAAUCAUCCUCGGCAACGCGCUUGCCGCGUUAGAUUAUCCUCGCGGAUCAUACCAUAUCAUCACCAAAGUUGGUAAAUACGGACCCAACUCGUCUGAUCAUAUGUAUAGUCCCGAAGUUGUCCAAGCUAGUGUGGAAAGAAGUUUGCGAAGGCUGAGGACUGAUUAUCUCGAUGCUGUUUACCUGCACGAUGUAGAAUAUGCUUUACCCGGCCCAUCAUACGAAGGUGACCCUGUAUCUCUUCUUUCCACCAUCUUAUCCCAGCCUCCGGUACCUACCGCCGAAGAACUCAAGAUCUUAGACGGCAUUGGCGCCCUUCGCAAGCUCCAAACCACGGGCCAUAUCAUACUCGUUGGUAUCGCCGGUUACCCUCUGCCUAUCCUCCUUCGUCUCGCUCUUCUCGUACUCCAUAGUACCCGAAAACCGCUCGAUGUCGUCCAGACGUACGCUCAUCAUACCCUGCAGAAUGAUGCGCUCCAACAAGGCUAUCUACAAGCUCUGGCGGAGAAAGCGGGUGUGAGGCAGAUAGUGAGCGCUUCACCCCUUGCUAUGGGUCUCCUCACCACUUCAGGUGGACCUGGUUGGCAUCCAGCGAAGGACUAUCCAGAGUUGUUCAAUGCUACCCGGGCAGCGGUGGAGUUGUGUAAAGAAAAAGGGACGAAGCUAGAAGACGUAGCGCUUUCGUUUGGAUAUCGUCCACUGAGCCAGCCAAACGGUAGACGGGUGCCGAUCGUGGUGGGAUGUAAAGAUUUGCAAGAGAUGAAGGAGACGGUGAGAAGAUGGAAAGAGGUAAAUCCAGCCCAAGGGGGCGAAGGGGGGCUGGAGAAGAAGGAACUGGAGGAGGAGGUGAAGAAGUUGUUUACGGAGAAGGGGGUACAGGGGUGGAGCUGGGCUUGCCCGAGUGAAGCACAAAGGGCUGGAUAGGGUCCUGUCUGGUGUCUGCAAACGAGAAUUAGUAAUGAAAAAUGGGUUUUGCAUAUCUCAAUGCAUAACAGAUUGAUGGGAUGCGUCGCAAAGGUAUCUUUUCAUCGAGCAGUUGAAAUGAAGAUGGUUGUAAACGCGCU
This is a messenger RNA of Cryptococcus deneoformans JEC21, 1487 nucleotides long. RefSeq names its product expressed protein. Bases 109 to 1347 code for a protein of 412 amino acids. The transcript is spliced from 4 exons. NCBI's taxonomy places the organism in Eukaryota, Fungi, Basidiomycota, Tremellomycetes, Tremellales, Cryptococcaceae. The record is from RefSeq and is a predicted model, not a curated record. Gene Ontology annotation, cellular component: cytosol. Gene Ontology annotation, biological process: dehydro-D-arabinono-1,4-lactone biosynthetic process. Gene Ontology annotation, molecular function: D-arabinose 1-dehydrogenase [NAD(P)+] activity.